Messenger RNA from Glycine soja, 740 nucleotides. Its product is annotated as 14 kDa proline-rich protein DC2.15-like. The coding region runs from base 89 to 484 and encodes 131 amino acids. The transcript has a single exon. Lineage: Eukaryota; Viridiplantae; Streptophyta; Magnoliopsida; Fabales; Fabaceae. The record is from RefSeq and is a predicted model, not a curated record.
ACUCAUUCUCUGCAACUCAAUCCCAAGCUCACACACACUAAACCAAAGUAAGAGGUAUAGUGUUCUAAGAGUGAGCAACUUGUGAGAAAUGGCUUCCAAGGCUGCACUUCUCUUGUGUCUCAAUGUUCUCUUUUUCACUGUGGUUAGUUCCACAUAUGUGCCAUGUAAUCCACCCCCCAAAACUCCCAAACACCCACCUGUCCCAAAGCCACCAUCCCCAAAGCAAGCAAGCUGCCCCAAAGACACUAUUAAGUUCGGUGUGUGUGCUGAUGUGUUAGGUUUGAUUAAUGUGCAACUUGGGAAGCCACCAAAGACCCCAUGCUGCAACCUAAUUCAGGGUCUUGCUGAUCUUGAAGCUGCAGUGUGCCUUUGCACUGCUCUCAAGGCUAAUGUGUUGGGCAUCAACCUCAAUGUUCCAGUGAACUUGAGCUUGCUUCUAAACUACUGUGGAAAGGGUGUUCCCAAGGGAUUCGUCUGCUAUUAAAUCAAACACUUAUAAUGUGUAGCUUCCUAUUGCUAUAUUCGUCAUUCAUCAUUAUUCUGUGUAUUUCAGUAUUUGUGCCCGGCACGUGCCAAUUAGCCAACGAACAUUUCGUUCAUACUUGGUUACUAUUACUGUUGUGAUGCGCUGAAACUUUAAAGGCUUCUUGGUCUUCCUUGUCGCAGCCUCACUAAAGUCGUUUGUAUUCUAAGUGAAAUUUCUACUAAUAAAUAAUCUACAUUAUUUAAGCUAUGAUUAA